AUCCGGCUGCUCCGCUCCGGGUGAUUUGCCUGCCCCUCAGCCAAUGGGAGGGCGUCGCCCCGGCCCGCUCCCUUUUUCUGAGACUCCAGCCGCCUUCCCGGCACUGCAGUCGCCACCUAGAGCUGCGGGGUGCAUCUCAGAGGCCCGCCAGUUCCACCUACACGCGAACCCACUUCAGCGGUCCAGAGUGCCUUCUCGCCGCGCCCCAGGCCCGCACAGCCCCCCGCUCCCCCUCUCAUAGCCGCCCCUGCACAUCUUGCACCCCACAGUGUCACCCACGCCUACGCCCUCGCGGCCCCACUGAAGACCCAAGGGGUCUCGCGGUACAGGGGGCCAGGCUAGCCUAUGGGAGCGCCGAAAUAACACAGGUUGGGGGCGUCCGCGCCCCCUAUCCCCGCCAGCAUGGCUCAGCCACUGCCUCCCCGAGAACUGCCACCUGGCUACACUCCCCCGGCUCGACCCGCAACACCUCAGAUCCUAGCUGGGAGCCUGAAGGCUCCACUCUGGCUUCGUGCUUACUUCCAGGGCCUGCUCUUCUCUCUGGGCUGUGGGAUCCAGAAACACUGUGGCAAAGUGCUCUUCCUAGGAUUGUUGGCCUUUGGGGCCCUGGCACUGGGUCUCCGCGUGGCUGUUAUUGAGACAGACCUAGAACAGCUCUGGGUGGAAGUGGGAAGCCGGGUGAGCCAAGAGUUGCAUUAUACCAAGGAGAAGCUGGGAGAGGAGGCGGCGUAUACCUCCCAGAUGUUGAUUCAGACUCCACGCCAGGAGGGGGAGAACAUCCUCACGCCUGAGGCGCUUGGCCUCCACCUCCAGGCAGCCCUCACUGCCAGUAAAGUACAAGUAUCACUCUAUGGAAAGUCCUGGGAUCUGAACAAAAUCUGCUACAAAUCGGGAGUUCCCCUCAUUGAAAAUGGAAUGAUUGAGCGGAUGAUUGAGAAGCUGUUUCCGUGUGUGAUCCUCACCCCGCUCGACUGCUUCUGGGAGGGAGCCAAACUCCAAGGGGGCUCUGCCUACUUGCCGGGCCGCCCUGAUAUCCAGUGGACCAACUUGGACCCAGAGCAACUGCUGGAGGAACUGGGUCCCUUUGCCUCCCUCGAGGGCUUCCGACAACUGCUAGACAAGGCACAGGUGGGCCAGGCCUAUGUGGGGCGGCCCUGUCUGGACCCUAAAGACCUUCACUGCCCACCUAGUGCCCCCAACCAUCACAGUAGGCAGGCUCCCAAUGUGGCUCAGGAGCUCAGUGGGGGUUGCCACGGCUUCUCCCACAAAUUCAUGCAUUGGCAGGAGGAAUUGCUGCUGGGAGGCAUGGUCAGAGACGCCCAAGGACAGCUGCUGAGGGCAGAGGCUCUGCAGAGCACCUUCCUGCUGAUGAGCCCCCGCCAGCUGUUUGAACACUUCCGGGGCGACUAUCAGACACAUGACAUUGGCUGGAGUGAGGAACAGGCCAGCACUGUGCUGCAAACCUGGCAACGGCGCUUUGUGCAGCUGGCCCAGGAGGCCCUGCCUGAGAAUGCAUCUCAACAGAUCCAUGCCUUCUCUCCUACCACCCUGGACGACAUCCUGCACGCAUUCUCCGAAGUCAGCACAGCCCGUGUGGUGGGAGGCUAUCUGCUGAUGCUAGCAUAUGCCUGCGUAACCAUGCUACGGUGGGACUGUGCCCAGUCCCAGGGUGCCGUGGGCCUUGCUGGGGUAUUGCUGGUGGCUCUAGCAGUGGCCUCUGGCCUUGGGCUCUGCUCCCUGCUUGGCAUCACCUUCAAUGCUGCCACUACUCAGGUGCUACCCUUCUUGGCACUAGGCAUUGGUGUGGAUGACGUUUUCCUGCUUGCUCAUGCCUUUACAGAGGCUCCUUCUGGUACCCCUCUCCAGGAGCGCAUGGGCGAGUGUCUGCAGCGCACAGGCACCAGUGUUGCCCUCACGUCCAUCAACAACAUGGUUGCUUUCUUCAUGGCUGCCCUAGUUCCCAUCCCUGCACUGCGAGCCUUCUCCCUGCAGGCUGCCAUAGUAGUGGGCUGCAACUUCGCAGCUGUGAUGCUUGUCUUCCCAGCUGUCCUCAGCCUGGACCUGCAUCGGCGCCACUGCCAGCGCCUUGAUGUGCUCUGCUGCUUCUCUAGCCCCUGUUCUGCUCGAGUAAUUCAGAUUCUGCCCCAGGAGCUGGGAGAUAGGACAGUGCCAGUGGGCAUUGCCCACCUGACCACCACGGUACAAGCUUUCACCCACUGUGAAGCCAGCAGCCAGCAUGUGGUCACCAUCCUGCCUCCCCAAGCCCAGCUGGUACCCCCACCUUCUGACCCACUGAGCUCUGAGCUCUUCAGCCCCGUGGGGUCCACACGGGACCUUCUAGGCCAAGAGGAGGGAAUUGGGCCAAAGGCAGCCCGCAAGUCCCUCCCUUGUGCCCGCUGGAAUCUUGCCCAUUUCGCCCGCUAUCAGUUUGCACCUCUGCUGCUCCAGUCACAUGCCAAGGCCAUAGUGCUGAUGUUCUUUGGGGCUCUUCUGGGCCUGAGCCUCUAUGGAGCCACCUUGGUGCAGGACGGGCUGGCCCUGACAGACGUGGUGCCUCGGGGCACCAAAGAACAUGCCUUCCUGAGCGCCCAGCUCAGGUACUUCUCCCUGUAUGAGGUGGCCCUGGUGACCCAGGGUGGCUUUGACUACGCUCACUCCCAACGUGCCCUCUUUGAUCUGCACCAGCGCUUCAGUUCCCUCAAGGCUGUGCUGCCCCCGCCUGCCACCCAGGCACCCCGCACCUGGCUGCACUAUUACCGCAACUGGCUACAGGGAAUCCAGGCUGCAUUUGAUCAGGACUGGGCUUCCGGGCGCAUUACCUACCAUUCAUACCGCAAUGGCUCUGAGGAUGGGGCCCUGGCCUACAAGCUGCUCAUCCAGACUGGGAAUGCCCAGGAGCCUCUGGAUUUCAGCCAGCUGACUACAAGAAGGCUGGUGGACAAGGACGGACUGAUUCCACCGGAGCUUUUCUACAUGGGGUUAACUGUGUGGGUGAGCAGUGACCCCCUGGGUCUGGCAGCCUCACAGGCCAACUUCUACCCCCCACCUCCUGAAUGGCUACAUGACAAAUAUGACACCACUGGGGAGAACCUUCGCAUCCCAGCAGCCCAGCCCCUGGAGUUUGCCCAGUUCCCAUUCCUACUGCGUGGCCUCCAGAAGACUGCAGACUUUGUAGAGGCCAUCGAGGGGGCCCGGGCAGCAUGCACUGAGGCAGGCCAAGCAGGGGUACGUGCCUACCCCAGCGGCUCCCCUUUCCUCUUCUGGGAGCAGUACCUGGGCCUGCGGCGCUGCUUCCUGCUGGCUGUCUGUAUCCUGCUGGUGUGCACCUUCCUGGUCUGUGCCCUGCUGCUACUCAACCCCUGGACAGCUGGCCUCAUAGUGCUGGUCCUGGCAAUGAUGACUGUGGAACUCUUUGGUAUCAUGGGUUUCCUGGGCAUCAAGCUGAGUGCCAUCCCCGUGGUGAUCCUCGUGGCCUCUAUAGGAAUUGGUGUCGAGUUCACAGUCCACGUGGCUCUGGGUUUCCUGACCGCCCAGGGUAGCCGGAACCUGCGGGCUGCCCGUGCCCUUGAGCACACAUUUGCCCCUGUGACUGAUGGGGCUGUCUCCACUUUGCUGGGCUUGCUCAUGCUUGCUGGUUCCAACUUUGACUUCAUUGUAAGGUACUUCUUCGUGGUGCUGACAGUGCUCACACUCUUGGGCCUCCUCCAUGGGCUCGUGCUGCUGCCUGUGCUGCUGUCCAUCCUAGGACCCCCACCAGAGGUGACCACUCCCUUCCUUUGCUCCCAGCGCCAGAGACAGGGUGGUGCAGAUGUACAAGGAGAGCCCACAGGUCCUGAGCCCUACAACUCCAAGGGGAGGCACGCUCAGAUGGGGGAUGACCCCCACCCUACCACAGAGCUUUGCCAGAGUGACUACCUCCAUGACUGUGGCCUUGCACUCACCCCCACUACCUGGUGCCUACAUCCACCCAGCCUCUGCUGAGCCCACAUGGUCUCCUGCUGCCACCCCAGCUGCCAACAGCUCUGCUACUGAGUGAAGAAGGAGCUGAAGGACAAAGACCCUGCUUGGGCCACAUGAAGUCACUGGGAAGCAACCGCUGGGGUAUUGAAUGCAGCUAAAAUGCAUUCAAUACCCUGGAGGGCCCAGCCACUGCUGUCUGCACCCCUCCUCUGGAUCAGCCAUCACAGACCUCCCUGGUAUCCACAUAGAAUGGCCACCCCUGACAGCAGCCCAGCAACCAGUGCUCUUCUGUAUCCAUGGCUGCCACGUGGAAAGGAAAGCCAGCAUUUUCGGCUGCAGUGCAGCCCUGUCCCCCUCCUGCACACUGCUGCCUUCCCACUAGACCAAGCCUGAGGGAUCCUCAAGCACACUUUGCUAGUCGUGCCUCACUGCUUGUUGACUCCUGGGUAGGCUCCUCUGCAUUCCUGCACACCUCCUACUACAUAAAUUAUUUAUAUGAAGAUUUUUAUUUUUUUAGUAUAUAUAGAUGUUAGCUAUUCUGAAAGUUUUAUUUUUAAAGAGUGAAAUAUAUUGUAUAUGAACUCUUCUCAAGUGA
Ictidomys tridecemlineatus (thirteen-lined ground squirrel) is the source of this 4555-nucleotide messenger RNA. RefSeq names its product patched 2 (gene Ptch2). Gene Ontology annotation, molecular function: smoothened binding; hedgehog receptor activity; hedgehog family protein binding. Gene Ontology annotation, biological process: negative regulation of smoothened signaling pathway. Lineage: Eukaryota; Metazoa; Chordata; Mammalia; Rodentia; Sciuridae. The record is from RefSeq and is a predicted model, not a curated record. Gene Ontology annotation, cellular component: plasma membrane.